Trichoderma asperellum CBS 433.97 is the source of this 765-nucleotide messenger RNA. RefSeq lists its product as uncharacterized. The record is from RefSeq and is a predicted model, not a curated record. NCBI's taxonomy places the organism in Eukaryota, Fungi, Ascomycota, Sordariomycetes, Hypocreales, Hypocreaceae. Gene Ontology annotation, molecular function: transmembrane monodehydroascorbate reductase activity; heme binding.
AUGGCCAGUGCUACAGGCGUACCGGAAGCGCGCCUCAGUGACACGGAGGAGACUGGGCUAACGAGUCGCGAGACCGAACCACUCCUCGGCCGUCCUGGAGAUGCUGCGCAAGAAGAGGGCAAAUCAGCCCUCAACAAUCUAGUUCUUGGCACUGGUAUCAUUGCGCAAAUAGGCAUUUGGCUUCUUGUCGUCCUCAUCUGGGCCAGUGUCUUCACCAAGCCUCUCAUCCUCUUCUCAGGACAUCCUCUCGCUCAAUCUUUUGCUGUUCUGGUGUUGGUGCAAUCCAUCCUCUCCUUGCAGCCUACCCACACCCUCGAGCAGAAACGCCUGGGACAACGUAUCCACGCUCUACUUAACCUAGUGGCCUUCCUUUCUCUCGUUGCCGGCGUGACUAUUAUCGAAUACAACAAAGUGAAGAACAACAAUCCACACUUUCACUCCGUACAUGCGUACCUUGGCGUCAUUACCGCUGUGAUACUUCUUCUACAAUAUCUCGUUGGGUUUACCAUGUUGGUUACGCCGAAGCUGUAUGGGGGCGAGGAGAAUGCCAAGGCUAUCUGGAAGUACCACCGAUUCAGUGGAUAUUUCAUCCUGUUGCUUCUGCUGGCGACCGUCAACAGCGCGACAGGAACGGACUAUAACAAGAAUGUAUUGAAGUUGAAGCUCUGGGCUACACUCGUCUUGUCGAUUCUCGUUGUUAUCGGAGUGUAUCCUAGGAUCCAGAAGCAGAAGCUGGGGCUGGGCCGGCCAAGUUUGUCGCUUUGA